Lutzomyia longipalpis is the source of this 3079-nucleotide messenger RNA. RefSeq names its product protein AF-9 (gene ear). Gene Ontology annotation, biological process: regulation of DNA-templated transcription. Bases 279 to 2432 code for a protein of 717 amino acids. The transcript is spliced from 3 exons. Gene Ontology annotation, cellular component: super elongation complex. The record is from RefSeq and is a predicted model, not a curated record. Lineage: Eukaryota; Metazoa; Arthropoda; Insecta; Diptera; Psychodidae.
ACCUGAAGCAACAUACAUACAUAUAUUUUUUUGGGCUGUCAAAGUGGACUUGUGGAAAAAAUUUUCUAAAAAAUGUAGCAUUUUGCGAAAAUGUAUGUUUUGUUGUUUAUUGAUUUGUGAAGUGAAAAAACAAAACAUUCGGGAAAUUAUUAACAUUUAGCCGUUGAAGAAUUGCAACAAAAGUCGAUCAAUGCAUGGCGAAGAAGCCUUUUCCAUAUGAAAUGACAUUUUACAGCUCUUCCCCAAAAGAGACAACAUUAAAUUGAAUAAACGGAACAAUGUCAGUGAAAGUUUUCUUCGAGAUCGGGCACGAUUCAACCCUAAAGGCAAAGCCCACUCCUGAGGGUUUCACGCACGAUUGGGAGCUGUAUGUACGAGGAUGCGAGAAUCACGACAUCAGUCACUUUGUGGACAAGGUGGUGUUUAAUCUUCACGAAUCAUUUCCAAAGCCAAAAAGAGUUGUCAAGGAAGCACCAUAUUCAAUUAAGGAAUCUGGUUAUGCGGGUUUUGUCCUGACAAUCGACAUCUACGUGAAGAAUCGCGAAGAACCAAAGAAGAUCAGCUUCUCCUACGAUCUUGAUUUGCAACAAACUGGCCCAACAAUUCAGCGGAAACAAUCGGAAAAGUAUAUUUUUCAAAACCCCUCAGAGGAUUUUAAGCGGAAACUCCUCAAAGGUGGUGGUUUGUUGAUGAUGAACCCCACAAAUAAUCUGGAUGAAAAGCUCAAGGAUGAUGCGAAGGGGAAAAUGAGUUCAUUCGCUAUGAUUGAAUCGUCAAAGAAACACAAAUUGAAACCCGAAGAUCCCUUUACGAAUCUCUUUGGAACCCCCAUCACGAAGACUUCGACAAAAGUGUCUCCGGAUCCAAAAAGAAAGGCCUCCCCAAAUCGUACUAAACCCCAACAGUCGGGUAGUCAGAGUACCAAGUCAAGUGGGGAUAAGGAGAAGCAGGAUAAGGAGUCCAAGUCCCGGCAUAGCAAGCAUAAUAGUCCGUAUCGGGAAAAGUUGAGUGAAGGCGGAAAGGAUGCCCGGAAGGCUGAGGAGAAAAGUGAAAGGCGCGAGGAGAAGAAGAAGGAUCGGAGUUACUCAAAGGAUCGAGACAAGAGUAAGGAGAAAUCCGUGAAGAGGCCUCCCAGCCCCGCGAGGAGCCCCAAGAGAUACAACAGCCCCAGCAGGAAUAGCUCAGGUACGAAGACAGAUGAGAAACUCCAAGUAUCCGUUGCAACGGGGAGUGAGAAGACAAAUAGCAGCAAGAAGAUAAAGAAGGAGAAAAAGGAGAAGAAUCACGAGAAAGAUAAGGAACGGAAGGAGUUGAAGAAAGAUCAGAGAGCUGGUUCUGAAAAAGCAGCAUCAAAGAGUACUAGUGCGGAGCGGAAGGACGUAGUCAAGGGGAGGGAUGUGAGUCAGGGACCAAAGGAUCACAGUGCACUUGUAGAGAAAGGGAAGGACACAGCAAGAACACCCGUGGAAGGUGCUUCAAUGGAAACGGCAACAAUGAAAACUCAAGCUCCGGAGAAGCGUUCGGAGAAGCACGAGCGGGGGGAGAGUGAGAGGAAGCACAAGCACAAAAAGAAGGAUAAGAGUGGGAGUGUGAAGGAGAAGAAGAAGGAUAAAAGUGGCAACUCAGGGUCGCGAUCGCGAGAUGAUAUGAAUUCAACGCCAACUAAAACGGUUUCUAAGAGUGCCCUGGACACGGGGAAGAGUAAUGCGGGCUUUGUACCUCAGGACAGCAGCAGCGGAAGGAAGGCCACAACAUCCCUUGAUAAGCUGUACAAUGAGCUCGGUGAGGGCCUAUCGAGUGAUUCGGACCUUGAUAGUGCAAUGUCGGAUAAAACAGACGUUGCCGCUGUGGGAAAUGAUAAUCCAAUCGCCAGUGCUCUCCCGGAAGCGCCUCCACCUCCCCCACCACCAGCCAAAGGGGCGGCUGAAGCGAAGGGUGGGAAGAAGAGUCGCGAUAAAAAAUCCAGCGCGGAGAAGAAGAAGAAACGCAGUAGGGAGUAUGCAAAUGAGAGUGGCUGGACGGGCGGGAGUAAGGAGAGUUCGGGCAUAAGUAAGAUGGACCCACCAAAUAAGAUCCCGAAGCGCAAUACGGAUGACCUGUACAAGAAUGGUGACACAGGACCAGCUAAUUUCCUCACCAACACCACACCCGGCAAUGACAAAUCAUCCUACAGGACGGGAGAGAAUGCUGCCGGGAAUGGGAAUGCCAUCAGCGCGGGGAAUCCACCUCUAUCCACGGACUACAUGUCAGAGCUGAAGAAUCUGCAGCAGAAGAUCAUGACGCUGCAGGAUAACAAUGAAUUGCAGCAAGUGGUGGAGAUGAUUGCGGCAACGGGUCAAUAUGAGAUCACAAGUAAAACUUUUGACUUUGAUCUUUGCGCUCUCGAUAAGGGCACCGUACAGAGGUUGCAGGAAUUCUUCGCUACAUCGUGACGUAUCGAAAUUAAUAAUUCCUUCAACGGAGACUGAUUAUCUCUCCCAUAAAAUCUUCACCCCUCAUCCUUUUUUAGUUUUCCCCUCAAAGUUUUUUUUUUAAAUAUAUUCAGCAAUGUUUGUCUUGUGUGUUUGAAAAACCAUUUUUUGGAAUCUUUUUUUUUUCUCUUUAAAUCAUAUUUUAUCCAAUAUUAUAUAUGUUUUAUCUACCUACUAAAUAAUGUACAUAGAGUACAGAGAAAAAAAACACGUGUUUCGCCGUUCCACCUAUUACAUUAUUAUACAUAAAAAUAUUAUAUUGAAAAAAAAAACAAAUUAUAUAUAAAAUUAAGUUAAAACUAUUUUAUCUAGCUUUAAUUAAUCAUGAAACAUACACGCAGAUACUAAAAAAAAGGCGACUUAUGUAAAAGAAAAUCGCCUUUAAAUUUAGUAGUACCUACCUUAAAGUUAAAAAUAAUAAUAAAAAGUAAAUUGAGAACAAAGAAUAGCGAAAAGCUUAAGUUUUUGCCGGAAAUAUAGCUCUCACUCGUGCCUGAGAUUGUAGCUUGUGAAUGAAUUUAAUUUAUGUGUAGAAGGAAGAUUGUAAAGAAGGAAAUACAUAAAAAUCUCAGGCUCUGAUUAAAAGGAUUGAAAUGAUAAAAAAAAAA